Molecule: messenger RNA, 1959 nt
Organism: Rhincodon typus (whale shark)
Lineage: Eukaryota; Metazoa; Chordata; Chondrichthyes; Orectolobiformes; Rhincodontidae
Exons: 5
Coding region: 340-1614 (424 amino acids)
Source: RefSeq, a predicted model, not a curated record
GAAGGACGUGUUUGAUUCGAUCUUGCCAAUUGAUCGCUUGAAAAUUGUUGAGAUUUUGUUUUUUUUUUCUCUGUUUCCGUGCGUUGAGUUUGAAUGUGCGGAAGCUGCUCAUUGAAAGUUUUUUUUUUGAGGAUUGUACAUGCGUCAGCUUGUGUUUGUGGCUCUAGUCUGCAGAGUUGACGUUUGUGUAUGUAAUGUGUGUGUGUGUGUUUGUUGGCUGGAGUGUGAGUUGAGACGGUCCUCUUCACUACCUCAGGACCAGAGAGCGCUGAAGAGCGCAGAAAUGGAGAGAUUCUCUGCAACUGCGUGAGAGAUUAUCCCUGGGCUAUUGGUAGUGACAUGCCAUGCACUGAUCUUAACAAGGGCUGGUUCAAUGUAACUACAUCAGCGAUGGAGGAAUACCAGACUCUGGCGUAUGAUACAGCCUUGAGCACUUUAGUGGCGGUGCUGGUCUACGUGCUGCUCAAAGUGAGUGUGGACGGUUACCGGCAGUGGAGAGCCCGGGUCAAGGUGCUGAUCGUGGGUUCGGGUCCAGUAGGGCUGACCGCCGCUCUCAUCGCCGCCCGCUCCGGGAAAGUGCAGCGCUUGGUGCUGCUGGAGGAGCGCGGCCGCACCGCUCUGCUGGCCCGACCCCAGCAGAUCGCCCUGGACCCCUGCAGCGUCCGCUUCCUGCUCGAGCUCGACGUCGAUUUUGACAACAUGGAAGGGUGCUGGCACAACGAGCACUUCUUCACCAAGGUCGGGGUCUUCCAGGAAUACCUGCUCAGCCUCCUGGAGAAGAAGAAACAGGAGAUGGACAUCCAGAUCCUGCUGGGGACCAAGUUCACCGAGGAAUACCUGAAGAAGAUUCCAACAUGUGAGCUGCCCCGUGUGAUUGUGGUUUGUGAUGGUUCCUGUGGUGGUUCAAGUUCUGUACUUGGAGUCAGCUCAGACUACAUUGUGGAGUCCUGCAAUGCUUAUGGUGCUAAUGCAGCCAUAGAGAGAGCAGACCAGCGACAGGUCCCCACUCCAGAGAUCCGUGCUCACAGUUUGUACUUUGACCUGUCUGCUUAUGGGGUGGAGUUCUCCUCCAACAACAAGGAAGGCUCGGAGUCCUCUACUUUGAGGCCAGGCUCCCACCUAAAGAUCUAUGGCACUUUCCGCAACCGCUAUAUGGCUCUUGCUUGCCCAAUGUCGGACUCUAAAGUAGUUAAGUUUCUCCGUCACACACCUAACUCAUCGAUAAUGAGGAAUAUAUUCCAUCAAUCGUUCAAUGCAUACAAAACAGAUAUAGAACCCAGGGUGAAUGACUUGACAAUCCACCUCCUUCAGUGCAGCCGAAGACUAUUCGAGAUCAUGCUGUCACAUAGAAGGGUCACAGCAGCCUACAUCGAAGGAGAUAAUGUUGCAGUCACCAUAGAGGGAGAAGCAGCUAGAGUCUUAAACUUUGAUACAGGUUGUGGAGUGAACCUUGGAUUGAAAGGCUUGGAGUCCUUGGAUGAAUUUAUUUAUAAAAUGGCAACAGCAGUUGACCAAAGUGAUGUUUUCGAAGCACUCUCUGAAAAGAUAAGACACUCGAAACAAAUUGCGGAGGAUUUCCGCCUGAAUGGCUUGACUGUGACCAUGUUUCAGUGAGACAGCGGGGAGGAACAUGGCCAUGGAGAUAUUACACCUGCCAGAAUGGAUCAAGAAUGAGCAACAUGCAAGAAAUUUUUGAGCUUGUCGCUCUAUAGCUCAUGAAAGAUUGUCGACAGAAGUGGUCACAGUAGAGUGGGCAGGGUUCGGCCAAAGUGUAAUGAAGUUUAGAGGCUUCAUUUUGGGUUAAAAGCACAAAGCUAAGAAUAUAACUGGACACCCAGAAAGUUAUUCACAUUUACAUCUAGUUGCAGGAGAGCGUCGAUUGUAAAGUGCUUUAACCUAAAAUUUUCAGAGUUUACAUUAUAAUUUUACUUGCUAAUAAAAAGAUUCUCUAGACCUGGA